Molecule: messenger RNA, 1017 nt
Organism: Chiroxiphia lanceolata (lance-tailed manakin)
Lineage: Eukaryota; Metazoa; Chordata; Aves; Passeriformes; Pipridae
Product: elastase-1-like
Biological process (GO): proteolysis
Molecular function (GO): serine-type endopeptidase activity
Source: RefSeq, a predicted model, not a curated record
AUGGCCGCGGCACCGCCUCGGACCCGCUCGGACCCGGCCGGACCCUCAGGCGGCGGCGGCGGCGGCGGCUCCGAGCAUCGCCCUCGCGCCGCUCCUGCAGGCCUGAGCAAGCGAGCGCCGAGCGCGGCGCCGACGCACGGCGGGGCGAGGCCCCCAGGAGCAUCCUACCGUGUGGCUCUGGGUGAGCACAACCUCCUGGAGGACGAUGGCACCGAGUACUACGUUGAUGUGGAUGCAAUCUUCAUUCAUGAUGGCUGGAAUCCCAAUGACAUUGCCAAUGGCUACGACAUUGCCCUGCUGCGCCUCAAGUCUCCUGCCAAUCCCAACGGGUUCGUCGAGCUGGGAGUGCUUCCACGUAGAGGAGACAUUUUGCCCAAUAACUACCCCUGCUAUGUCACCGGCUGGGGGGUGGUUAGCGCGGGGGGCAGCAGUGUGGACAGGCUGCAGGAGGUGAUGCUGCCGGUGGUCGACCACAAGAUCUUCUCCCAGGAUGACUGGUGGGGAUCCCUGGCAAAGGACACCAUGCUCUGUGCUGGUGGAGAUGGCGUGAAGGCUGGAUGCAGUAUAAGAGCUGGGGAUUCUGGGGGCCCUCUCAACUGCUACAAAGAUGAUCACUGGGAUUGUCAAUUUUGGGUUAGUGCCCUCUGUAAUACCUAUCAGAAACCAACAGUCUUCACUCGAGUGUCAGCCUACGUGGACUGGAUCUACAGUACUAUGGAGAAUAACGGUCACCCCGUCUCCACCGUGCUUGCAGCGCCCACAGGCACAGCAUUACUCAUCCCCCGCUCUCGUUUCGUUUUUCGGUGCCUGCACGCGUUGAACCGCGUGUGCAGCCACCAGACCAGAAAGCAUUCCUCUCCGGGUGGCGGAACAGCCUCCGGAAAAGGGAUGAGUCAUUUGGCGACCAGGGGCCGGCGGGGACGGGGACAGGCUGUGACGCCAGGCUCGGCGACUCCAAACCUGGCGCCGGGCGGGAAUAAGAGUCCCGAGGACUUUUCUCGUCAGGAACAGCUAUAA